AUGUUGCGGCCAUGCAGUGCAAACAUCAAUUCCACCGUGACUGCAUCUCAAGGUGGCUCUCCGAGUGUCGCAAGACCUGCCCACUUUGUGGGAAGGAUGCCUGUUGAUGUCACAUGGACGAAUGUUUCACACAGGUCAGUGCUGCAUCGCUUGCUGCGCUUCAGCGAACGAACAGAUAGCUUUGCUGGAGGUUGCUUGGGUGCAUCCAUCCUGGCCCUUGGUCCUGGCUUGUGUCGCCCUUGUGAUCGGAAGAAGGAAAGGGGGACGGUGCCUCAAAGACCGGGUGGAAGCCUGAAGGGAAGAAGUGGAGGACACAGCCCGACGCGUCGGCCCAAUCUGCCCAAGUGGACUCCGGAUGCUGAAAAAAGGGUCGCUCCAGAGGCCCUUGUGUUUGUGAGAGGAGAAACAGCGCUGUGUGUUCCCCCCGAAAGUGGAGCAAUUCCCAGUUGGAAAGUCAGCACCAAUCAAGGCAUUUGGGACCAAAUUUUGUGCAAUUUUUGUUCAAUGCUCGAGUUCACCUGAGAGAUGAGAUUGUUUCAUCGUCCUUCUUGUGGAACUUUUUACAUGUCAGUCUACGUUAUGUAUUUGCCCGAAUAUUAGUGUUCAGUGACAGGUGUUGAGACGUUACAUGGGCGCCAGAUUCAAAGCUAAAGUUCGGAAUUGGUGAACUAGGCUGCAAGACACUUGAUGCCUAUUGGCGAGCACACCAC
Molecule: messenger RNA, 710 nt
Organism: Durusdinium trenchii
Lineage: Eukaryota; Dinophyceae; Suessiales; Symbiodiniaceae
Source: the annotation of a GenBank genome assembly